Messenger RNA from Aspergillus lentulus, 294 nucleotides. RefSeq lists its product as uncharacterized. The record is from RefSeq and is a predicted model, not a curated record. NCBI's taxonomy places the organism in Eukaryota, Fungi, Ascomycota, Eurotiomycetes, Eurotiales, Aspergillaceae.
AUGGACAACGAGCAAGAAUUCAAUGGAAUUCAUGUGCAGUUCGCCCUCGACGGCACUGCCGUCGCCUUUCUGUGCCUCUGUGUUGUGCUUAUGGCGUUUCCGUGCUCACCUGUUGGGAGGGCGAUAAUGCACAAUAUGCAGGGUGGUAUCGGCCACUGCCCUAGCUGCAGGUGUGCGCUCGUGCCUGCGGCCACCGCCUCCUCCUCCAACGUCGACGGCGACGACAACAACGAGGAUGAAGACAAGGAGGAUGAGGGCAAUGACGAGGAAGGAGGAAAGGAUAAAUGCGACUAA